GCGGACCCGACUGCGCCGGCACACCUUCGCCGACCAUUUCUUUUCCACUCCCGCGCAGCGCGAUCGCGUCAAACAAUAUCCGACAACCGCAUCCGUGGAGCUUACCACAUGUGAUUUAUUGGAAAAAUGCCCUGCCUAGCUAAGUUUUUUGUGGUUGGAAUUGUCUUUAGUAUACUGCGGCUGACAUCCGUGUCUACGAAUGCCGAAAUUGAGCCAGAUGAUGAAGUGUUACACCUGAUCGGGGAGCCGGAUUUCCGUGACGUGCGGCUGCGAUGGGAGUACGGCGCUGAUGAUGAGGAGGAACCGAGACCGCUGGCCUUCCAGGUGCACUACUGCGAGCUGCAGGCCUGGGGCCAGUACCGGUGCCGAACAAAGGUGAUCGACGACGUGGAAGAGGAGAAGUCAGUGCGCACGGGCACUCCUUCACCCACUACCACCGCUGCUACCGCUGGGCGCAGCGGGCGCAAGUACACGGCGCGGAUCACCGGCCUGCGCAUGGCUACCACCUACUCCUUCGAGGUGCGCGCGGUGAAGAGAGGGGCGAGGGACCUGGCUGACCCGCAGUCUAUAGGGUCCAAGAUCAUCAUUGUGCCUACUAAAGGAUUCUCAGCGCGCGCGACCCAGUGCCUGCCGCACGCCAGCGAGGUGGAAGUGUCGACAGGGCCCUUCUUCGGCGGCCGCAUAGCGGUGGAGGCGGCCGACGGAGGCCCAGAACGGUGCUCGCUCCAGGGGAACCCCAACAGCGCACAAGACGCCUACAUACUGAGGAUAUUACACGAUGAGUGCGGCUCGGAAGUUAAUGAUACCACUGUGGCUACCUACGUCAUUGUGCAAGAGAAUUUGCCUAUCUUGACGCAUAGUACUAGACGUUUCCUUGUCCUCUGCACCUACAAGCCCGAGACGCUGACAGUCCGCGCCGGCAUCAACCUGCCCAAGUCAAACCCUGGCGAUGUCCUCUACAACACUAAGACUAGUGUUGGAUCGGUGGAGCCCUACGACAACGACGACUUCGAAUACAAUGAACUGCAACCAGCCAGGCUGCAGGCCAAGAAGGAUGAAGCUGGACAAACUAUGUACGGAGAGGUGUCGCUGGUGGUGUUUCUGGUGAUCGCGGCGUUCGGGGGCGUGGCCCUGCUCGUGUGGAAGAUGGUCCCUCAGGGCGACAAGGACAACGUCUCCAUAGCCAGCAUUUCUACUUUAUCCCGAAGCAGUAUAUUUGGAUCGCGGAAUAGAGACAGAUUUUCUGAUCAAAGCUCCGUUUAUUCCAUCUCCCUGUCCGAGACUGAUGAAGGAUGCGUGAAGAAGCCCAAAGAGAGUGACAACACGUCUGAGGCUUAAGCAAACUUCACUUGUUUUGAAUACUAACAGAGA
This is a messenger RNA of Plutella xylostella (diamondback moth), 1371 nucleotides long. RefSeq lists its product as uncharacterized. Lineage: Eukaryota; Metazoa; Arthropoda; Insecta; Lepidoptera; Plutellidae. The record is from RefSeq and is a predicted model, not a curated record.